CGUCGGCAGAACCACCAGGGUGAAAAGAGACCUGCGUAGCUCUGCCUGUAACUGUGAGUGAGCAGAAGUUAGAAAGCUGUACAUUAAUGCGAUAAAGACGUGAAAACCGAGCAGAAAAGGCCGCUAACAGUCAGAGCAGCGGGUUUCACCGAGAGAGAAAUUAUUUAAAUUAGAGCAGAGUUUGGCUCGGAGGCUGAAACAGAAGCUACUCCAGGCUCAAGUUUCUCUGCCAGGUGUGUUUGUGAGAGAAACACAGGGAACAAUGGUGAAGAACGUGAACAACGUUAACGUGGAGCCCCAGCCGGGGACCAGCGUGGCCUUGGACGAAGCUGAACCCGCCUACAGCCAGUCUGCAGAGGACUCUAGUAAGGACCAUGUGGCGGCGCCCCCCGGCAUGAUGUGGCGGGUGACUGGCGGCCUCUUCAAUGUCACCAAAGGCGUCGUUGGUGCCGCGGUGGGUGGAGUGGCCUGGGUGGGCGGCAAGAGCCUGGAGAUCACCAAGUCGGCUGUGACCACAGUUCCCUCGAUGGGUGUGGGGCUGGUGAAGGGUGGGGUGUCUGCCGUGGCCGGCGGCGUCUCCACGGUGGGUUCGACGGUAGCCAAUAAAGUCCCGUUCACAGCCAAGAGGAAAGACAAGGCUGAGUGAAGACGGCGAGGAGACGGAUGGUGAAGAUGAUGAUGAUAAUGAUGUUGAUUGAUGAUGGACUUGCCCCGCCCUGAGCCAACAGAUAGAGGCCGCCAGCUGAUCUCUGUCUGCCAAUCAGACUCCACAGUGCCUUCAGACGCCUUUUCUCGGUCUUGAACAUAACAGUCUUGUCACCAUGCCGAGAUCUAGACUCUGCUGCAAAUACGACAUUCAGUACCUAAAAGUUACCAUGGCAACCCAGAAUUACCAGCAAGAAAUGCUGAGUCAUCUAAAUGCUUCAUACAAUCCUUGCCUGACCUGGAGUGGGGCUUGUAUGUCUAUUACAUGGACCGGGAUCCACUUCAGCACGUGGUGAACUUCUUGAUGCUGUUGAAUAUUUUUAUCUGUUUACAAUCCAGACUGACACUCUAUCUUUUUCUUCCCUCUUUCCAGUCUACACACAUUUGGUGAAAUGUUUUCUGAAUUAUGAUGCUGAUUUUUUUUUU
Seriola dumerili (greater amberjack) is the source of this 1131-nucleotide messenger RNA. Its product is annotated as transmembrane protein 263-like. The record is from RefSeq and is a predicted model, not a curated record. The transcript has 3 exons. Lineage: Eukaryota; Metazoa; Chordata; Actinopteri; Carangiformes; Carangidae. The coding region runs from base 263 to 646 and encodes 127 amino acids.